Bombyx mori (domestic silkworm) is the source of this 1751-nucleotide messenger RNA. RefSeq names its product beta-1,3-glucan recognition protein 1 (gene BGRP1). Gene Ontology annotation, molecular function: hydrolase activity, hydrolyzing O-glycosyl compounds; carbohydrate binding. NCBI's taxonomy places the organism in Eukaryota, Metazoa, Arthropoda, Insecta, Lepidoptera, Bombycidae. The record is from RefSeq and is marked provisional. Gene Ontology annotation, biological process: carbohydrate metabolic process.
GCAAAUCGGCCAGUGCGGUCGGGUACGUCGCGUUCCUAACAUAUUCACACGUAAACAUUUUACAUGUUGUGUUCAAUCAAACCUACCGAACCAAAUAGAACACAACAUCCGUAACGAGAAUGUACAAAACAUGUGUGUGGGUCUUGUUAUUUAAAAUCGUGCUGUGCUACGAGGCACCACCGGCCACGCUCGAAGCAAUACACCCUAAAGGACUUAGGGUUUCCGUUCCAGAUGAGGGCUUCUCGUUAUUCGCGUUUCACGGUAAACUCAACGAGGAAAUGGAAGGCUUAGAGGCCGGCCAUUGGUCCAGGGACAUCACGAAGCCAAAAAACGGAAGAUGGAUAUUCAGAGAUCGAAAUGCUGCGCUGAAAGUCGGAGAUAAGAUUUACUUUUGGACUUUUGUCAUAAAGGACGGCUUAGGAUACAGACAGGAUAACGGGGAGUGGACAGUUGAAGGUUUCGUAGAUGAAGCCGGUAAUCCAGUAAACACAGAGGGCUCUGAAAUAACACCAGGAGUAGAAUUCACCAGCACCAGUCUGAACCCAGAGUCCCCUCAGUCUAUACCCAAUCAGCCUCCAGACAGCCUGCCCGCUAAACCACCAUCUGAAGGCUAUCCCUGUGAGCUAUCGCUAUCCACAGUCUCAGUACCUGGUUUUGUAUGCAAAGGGCAGCUGCUUUUCGAAGAUCAGUUCAAUAUACCAAUACACAAAGGGAAAAUUUGGGUACCAGAAGUAAAGUUCCCUGGUGAACCGGAUUUUCCCUUCAACGUAUACCUAACCGAUAAUGCAGAAGUCAACGACGGAAGGCUGAUUAUAAAACCAACUACCUUGGAGUCAAAGUAUGGCGAGGAUUUUGUUCGACAAUCUUUGGAUCUGUCAGAGAGAUGCACUGGAACCGUAGGAACAGCUCAAUGCUUGCGAGAAGCUUCUGGUCCUCUUAUUUUGCCACCCAUAAUAACUGCGAAAAUCAGCACUCGGCAUCAAUUUGCCUUCAAAUAUGGACGUGUCGAGAUCAGAGCUAAAAUGCCAAAAGGAGAUUGGCUUUAUCCUGAAAUAUUGCUCGAACCUCGUGAUAAUAUAUAUGGUGUCCGGAACUACGCUUCGGGGAUAUUAAAAAUCGCUAGCGUCAAAGGAAACGCUGAAUUUUCAAAGAAACUCUACGCAGGUCCUAUAAUGACUGGAUCUGAUCCUUAUAGAUCUUUUUAUCUUAAAGAAAACAUUGGGUACGAAUCAUGGAAUAACGAUUUCCACAACUACACCCUAGAGUGGAGACCAGAUGGCAUUACGUUGUUAGUUGAUGGAGAAAGUUAUGGCGAGAUAAAACCAGGAGAAGGUUUUUACAACGUGGCCAACUCAUAUAAAGUUGAAGCAGCGCCGCAGUGGCUUAAAGGCACAAUCAUGGCGCCUUUUGAUGAAUUGUUCUAUGUGUCGAUCGGUCUUAAUGUGGCUGGAAUCCGAGAGUUCUCCGAAGACAUCUCCAAUAAGCCUUGGAAAAACUCUGCCACUAAAGCAAUGCUCAAAUUCUGGGACGCCCGUAGUCAGUGGUUCCCUACGUGGGAUGAAGAUAGCGCUCUUCAGGUGGACUAUGUUAAAGUUUUUGCGAUAUGAGAUGCUACAUCAGAGAACAUAGUGGGGAUUAUAAUAAUUAACAACGUACCUACUGAAUGCAAAAUUCGGAUCCGAUAAAGCGCUAUCUCACUUCAAGUCAUUUGCCUGCCUUAUUUGAUAAUAAAAACCAAUUUUUACCUCCAA